AGGGCACUCAAAAGGGCGCAAAAGUUUUGGCGCCAAUUCCAACCAUUGCAAUUUUCUUUUAUACUGCCAUCUCCAGUUCUACCGAAGCUUCCACAAUUCAUCGCGAAAAAUGCAGCGCCAGAAAUCUUUGCUAUCCUUCUUCCAAAAAUCUCCGUCCGAUAAUCGGAGCUCUGAUGGCGCUGCCUCCCCCAUCAGUCAGCGGCUCACUCGCUUUCCGCCGAAACCAAGCGUUGCCGGUUUGGAGCAGUCGGCUAUCCAGACCACUGCGGAUCCUUCCCUGGAGAUUAGAGGAACCGACACUCCGCCGGAGAAGGUGCCUCGCCAGAUUUUGCCGGCGAUUGAGAAGAACAGAGGUUCUUCACUCUUUUCAAGCAUCAUGCACAAAUUUGUACGAGCCGAUGAUAAACGUAAGGCGAAUGAGAGGGACGAGGUUCAAAAAGAUUUCUCUCACAACGAGGUUCGAAAAGAUUCUUCUCAGUUACCUUCCAUUUCUGGUAAGGUUAAUGAUCCAAAAGAAUUUUCGAAACUAGAUAUAGCUUCUAGGCAUCACGGUAAACUCAACGAUGCAAAUUUAAACGGACAUAGAGGAUCUGUCUUGGAUAUUGAAAGCGACGAUGACAUUGCUGGACCAGAAACACCUGGCAUGCGAUCUUCUAUCUCUCGUUUGAAGAGAUCUCAAGAGGUUUCUUUUGUGGAUGGCAGUGGUGAUUCUUUGCAGGAUAGUACCAAAAGAAUUAAACUCCUUCAGGACUCUUUGAACAAGAUUCACAAUGAAGUUUCUGACGCAACUAGCAAAUUUGAGUGGCUCAAUCCCUCUCAAGUUAGAGACGCUAACCGUAGAAGGCCUGACCAUCCUCUGUAUGAUAAAAAAACACUAUACAUACCACCUGACGUCCUGAAGAAAAUGUCAGCAUCACAAAAACAAUACUGGAAUGUGAAAUGUCAAUAUAUGGACAUUUUGCUUUUCUUCAAAGUGGGGAAGUUCUAUGAGUUAUAUGAACAAGAUGCUGAAAUUGGUCACAAGGAGCUUGAUUGGAAAAUGACAUUAAGCGGUGUUGGGAAAUGUAGGCAGGUUGGUGUUCCUGAGAGUGGAAUUGAUGAUGCCAUUCAAAAACUUGUUGCUUGCGGUUAUAAAGUUGGGAGAGUUGAGCAGUUGGAAUCUUCAGAUCAAACAAAAACCAGAGGUGCAAAUUCUGUGAUACCCAGGAAAUUGGUGCAGGUUGUCACUCCAUCAACCAAGGCCGACGGUGACAUUGGGCCUGAUGCUGUUUGUUUGCUUGCCAUCAAAGAGGAGAGCUGUGGGCUGGAGAAUAAUUCAAUUGCAUACGGGUUUGCAUUUGUUGAUUGUGCUGCUUUAAAAUUUUGGACUGGUUCUAUCAAAGAUGAUGCUUCGUUCGCUGCUUUGGGUGCGCUCUUGAUGCAAGUGUCUCCAAAGGAAAUAAUAUAUGAAGCUAGAGGACUAUCUAAAGAAACACAAAAAGUUCUCAAGAAGUACUCUCCAACUGGCUCCACUGCUCUAGAAUUCACAUCAGGGUCUCAAGUGACAAAUUUUUUAGAAACUUCAGAGGUUAAACUUUUGAUCCAGUCUAAAGGAUAUUUUAAAGGCUCCUUGAAUUUGUGGAAUCAUGCAACCGAAAGCACAGUCCAUGAUGACAUUGCUCUAUGUGCACUUGGAGGACUUAUUAAUCACAUGUCAAGGCUGAUGUUAGAUGAUGUCUUGCGGAAUGGAGAUUUACUGCCAUACCAAGUAUACAGAGGCUGCCUAAGAAUGGAUGGACAAACGAUGGUUAAUCUUGAAAUUUUCAGAAACAAUGAUGAUGGUGGUCCAUCAGGUACACUGUACAAGUAUCUUGAUAACUGCGUGACAUCAUCAGGAAAGAGGCUUUUGAGGUUAUGGAUCUGUCAUCCUCUUAAAGAUGUUGAAGAGAUAAACAAUAGGCUUAAUGUGGUUGAAGAACUGAUGGCACAAUCUGAAGUUAUGGUACUUCUUGGCACCACCUAUCUUCGCAAGCUUCCGGACUUGGAGAGGUUGCUUGGACAGAUUAAGGCUACUGUCCAGUCAUCUGCUUCUCUUGUAUUACCAUUGAUUCGAAAAAAGUUACAGAAACGGCGGGUUAAACUAUUCGGGUCUCUGGUGAAGGGCCUCAAGACUGGAUUGGAUCUAUUAAUUCAAGUCCAGAAGGAAGGUUGCAUUAUUUCUCUACCAAAAGUAGUUAAACUUCCACAGCUCAGCGGCAAUGGCGGGCUUAAUCAAUUCCUCACUCAAUUUGAAGCAGCUGUAGAUAGCGAGUUUCCAGAUUAUCAGAACCACGAUGUAACGGAUUCCAGUGCCGAAAGACUCUCUAUACUGAUUGAGUUUUUUGUAGAAAGAGCUACUGAAUGGUCUGAAGUAAUCCAUGCCCUCAAUUGUAUUGAUGUGCUGAGAUCAUUUGCAGUCAUUGCUCAUACGUCUAGAGGGUCCAUGUCUAGGCCUCUUAUUUUGCCUCAAUCGAAUAAUUCAACGUUGAGUCCAGAAAAGCAAGGGCCAGUUCUUAAAAUUAAAGGGCUAUGGCAUCCAUAUGCCCUUGUGGAGAGUGGAGAAACACCAGUCCCUAAUGAUAUAAUCCUUGGUCCCGAUCAAGAUGGCUACCAUCCCCGUACUCUGCUUCUAACAGGACCAAACAUGGGCGGGAAAUCAACACUUCUUCGUUCCACUUGCCUAGCUGUUGUUCUUGCACAGUUGGGUUGCUAUGUACCUUGUGAGACAUGCACGUUCUCAGUCGUUGAUACCAUCUUUACGCGACUUGGUGCCACUGAUCGAAUCAUGACGGGAGAAAGCACAUUCCUUGUUGAAUGCUCAGAAACAGCUUCAGUUCUCCAACAUGCUACUCAGGACUCUCUUGUUAUUCUUGAUGAACUCGGCCGAGGAACCAGCACUUUUGAUGGCUAUGCCAUUGCAUAUGCUGUGUUUCGCCAAUUGAUAGAAAAGGUGAACUGUAGACUUCUAUUUGCUACUCACUACCACCCUCUAACAAAGGAGUUUGCCUCUCAUCCUCACGUCAUGCUUCAACACAUGGCCUGCACAUUCAACGACCAUGAGCUCAUUUUUCUAUAUCGCCUUCGCUCCGGAGCGUGCCCUGAAAGCUAUGGCUUGCAAGUAGCAACCAUGGCUGGAAUCCCGGGUCGAGUUGUGGAAGCAGCUUCAAGAGCUAGCCAAAUGAUGAAGCAAACCAUCAGAGAGAACUUCAAAUCGAGUGAGCAACGAUCGGAGUUUUCGACUCUUCAUGAAGAGUGGUUAAAAACCCUAAUCACAGUCUCGGAGUUUAGAGGUAAUGAUCUCGACGAAAAUGAUGCUUUCGAUACAUUAUUUUGUUUAUGGUAUGAGCUUAAGAGAUCAUAUCAGUGCUAGGUUGAUAAAUGGUGCGAUAGAAUAUGGCAUUGUAGGAAGAAGCAUGACGUAGGAAAUUCCUUCUGUGAAGUUUAUAUCAUCUAAUGGCGUAGUUUUAGAUUAAGAGAGUAUUUUUGUAUUUAAGAAAUGAAUGCAUUUAGGGUUCUACUUUAGGUCCUUUAUUAUUUGAGGGCUCAUAUUUUGUACAGAAAAAUACUCUAUUCUAUUUUAUUAUGUUUUUGAAUGAA
This is a messenger RNA of Benincasa hispida (wax gourd), 3615 nucleotides long. It is a transcript of the gene MSH7, whose product is annotated as MUTS homolog 7. Gene Ontology annotation, molecular function: ATP binding; ATP-dependent DNA damage sensor activity; mismatched DNA binding. NCBI's taxonomy places the organism in Eukaryota, Viridiplantae, Streptophyta, Magnoliopsida, Cucurbitales, Cucurbitaceae. Gene Ontology annotation, cellular component: nucleus; MutSalpha complex. Gene Ontology annotation, biological process: mismatch repair. The record is from RefSeq and is a predicted model, not a curated record.